AUGGAAAACGAAGAGAAAUUCGAAGGCAACUUUGAUUUAUGUGAUAAUGCCAAAAUAUUUAGAUCAAAACUAAUUGAUACCUAUUCCCUAAUAGAUAAAAUAAAGAAAAAGGAAGCAAAAAAAAUUGUCAAUUUUGCGGACAUCGGAACUUUAAAGCAAGUAAAUGAAAAGGAAUUGGUAUCUCUACCAAACCUAGAAAUUAAAAACAAAAAAUAUGUUAGCGUGAAAGAACAUGGUUUAUUUACUGUAAUGGUUGAGCACGGAAAUAAAAUUCCUUUCGAAUUUUGGAUAUCCUGGAUACGAAAUAUACCAAUAUCAAGUUUAGUAGACGAAAACCCUAGGCUAAUAAAUGUGGCGCACACACUGAGAGCAUUUAGAAUACUUCGAAUAUUGAAAUUGAUACCUCGUGUGCAAGCGUUACGUUUGGUAACCUUGGCCCUAAGUAGAUCCUUCAAGGCAGGAAUUUUUUUGUCCGUAUUAUUUUUCAUAUUCGCAUUUAUAUUUUCAAUAAUUGGCUUAUCAUAUUUUGAAGAUUAUACGAUAUCUUCUCUCAACGGAUUAAAAUAUCAAUACAGUUUUAGCGGAAUCAUAUAUACAGGGGCUACUUUAUUCAGAAUAUUUACGUUAGAUGGAUGGCAUGAUCUUUUAGAAGAUGUAUUAAUCAUAAAGGAUCCCGUGUUGGCCUGCACCUAUUUCAUUUUGUGGAUUAUAAUUGGCGCUUUUAUCUUUAGAAAUUUAUACAUAGGAAUAAUGGUUAACAACUUCCAAUCCAUAAGAACCGAAUUGCAGAAAGAAAUGGAAGAGGUUGAAAAGAAUAGAAAAGCAGAAUUAAGGAAAGAAUCUUUUAAUAUUGAAUUAAUGAAACAAGAUUUGACUGAUGAACUCAAUCCCGAAUUCAAGGAUAAUCUUGACAACAAAAAGGGGAUAUCAGAAAAUACAGUUAUAGAAGCCACCAGUAAACCUCUAGAUGGUCUAGAUCAAACUAAUGAAUUGCAUAAAGUAUCAAGUAAUGCCGCAGUGUCAAAAACUUUGCAAGAAGGAAAAAAAUGGGAUGGUUACGUACGCAAAAAUCUAGACGUAUUAUCAAGAGUUCCGCAAAAAACGGUAUGGCCUAAGGAUACCUUAUUUGUAUACUUUCAAUUGAUGGAGGCUUUGAUGGAAAACUUGGAAGAAAAAAAAGAUAUAUUGGAGUUUAUCGGUUAA
This is a messenger RNA of Gordionus sp. m RMFG-2023, 1203 nucleotides long. RefSeq names its product cation channel sperm-associated protein 2-like. Gene Ontology annotation, biological process: sperm capacitation; flagellated sperm motility; fertilization. The record is from RefSeq and is a predicted model, not a curated record. Gene Ontology annotation, molecular function: calcium-activated cation channel activity. Gene Ontology annotation, cellular component: membrane; CatSper complex. The coding region runs from base 1 to 1203 and encodes 400 amino acids. The transcript has 9 exons. NCBI's taxonomy places the organism in Eukaryota, Metazoa, Nematomorpha, Gordioida, Chordodea, Parachordodidae.